Molecule: messenger RNA, 1184 nt
Organism: Strongylocentrotus purpuratus (purple sea urchin)
Lineage: Eukaryota; Metazoa; Echinodermata; Echinoidea; Camarodonta; Strongylocentrotidae
Product: transcription factor Sp5
Exons: 2
Coding region: 149-1000 (283 amino acids)
Source: RefSeq, a predicted model, not a curated record
GAGAGACGAGAGAGGGGAAUCAUUUACGAAAUAUCACUGCUAGAGCUCAGACACAUUACGAUCAGCUCCUUCUACUGCAAUUCUUGUACCACCUCAGUUGAAAUUACACUGUUUAUCUUCAAGUUUCUAGCUGGAAAUUGUUAACAUCAUGUUGCGCACUGGAUCAUCAAAAUAUCUGCAGUUGCCUGCCCACGACUCGUCAGACAUUGGCAAACCAAGUCCUCUGGCUCUACUGGCUGCAACAUGUCAACGAAUCGGUGCUGGAUCACCAUCGUCAUCACAAUCCCCAAGGCAUCGACCACGUACUCCUUCUCCAGUCCUACGAUCUGAGCAACCAACGAUUCGACCAACUCCUUCGAUCGUCUCUGCGCCUACUCGAUCACCCGUCAUGCCUGUGUCGCCGGUUGCAAGAGAGACGACUUCUGACCACCCCAAGGCGUGCAAGUCACCAGCCGCCGCCUACCAGUACCCGCUCACUCCACCCUCGUCUCCGCAACAACUUGAGAGCAAGGUUCCGUCAUCUCGUAUGUCCAGCGUACCUGUUCCAGUAAGCAGUCCGGUCGAGCGACUAAGCUACGCCGCUGAGCACCCAUGUCAUCUCCCUCUCCAACCGGUCCUCCACAUGCCGAGUCUCCACUACUCGCCGUACACGAUGGUUGUUCCAGCACCCAGUUCUAUCAUCUCUCCGUACACCACAAGCUGCGUGAACCAGUGCUGCUGUACCCCUCACCUUCCUGCAGUCCAUCCCAUGCUCAGCCUACCAGCCGGUGCAUCAUUCGCAGCAGGUGCACGUCUCCAACCAACAGCUCCACUGUCACCACCCUUGUCGUUCGGUACCUACUUGCACCACGACGUCGAAGCUCGAUUGUCGUCUGCUGGGAAGAUGAAGUCUCAUCAUGCUAUGAUAUCAUCUGGACACUUGUAUCGCCCCUAUGACUUUACCAAGCACCCAAGUAGGAGACAGGCCGAAGAGGAAUUCAUUGACGUCGUGUCUGUUUGAAACUUUCUGAGCAUCAUCAAAAACAUUGCCUUUUCGAAAAAGAUGGACAAUAAUUUAUGUGAACUAUGUCAGUAUCGUGCAUCCCAGCUGGACUGGAUCAUGUCAAGUUUGAACUACUUGAUAAAUCGUCUUGCCUUAUGUCAAUAAUAAUAAAGCAUGGUUUUAUAGCCAUUCAAAUUGAAAA